Molecule: messenger RNA, 404 nt
Organism: Saccostrea cuccullata (small rock oyster)
Lineage: Eukaryota; Metazoa; Mollusca; Bivalvia; Ostreida; Ostreidae
Product: proteasome activator complex subunit 4-like
Exons: 2
Coding region: 34-315 (93 amino acids)
Biological process (GO): proteasomal ubiquitin-independent protein catabolic process
Cellular component (GO): cytosol; nucleus
Molecular function (GO): peptidase activator activity; proteasome binding
Source: RefSeq, a predicted model, not a curated record
AACAAAGUGAAGAAGCGUAAGUUGGCGGACUCGAUGCCUCUGCAGGCCCUAAUAAAGCGUCACGCUGGUGUCCUGGGUCUCAGUGCUCUAGUGGAAGCCUAUCCUUACAAUGUACCCGAGUUUAUGUCUCAGAUCCUAAUGGACCUUAGUAACCAUGUAAACGACCCUCAACCAAUACAGAUGACUGUGAAGAAAACUCUAUCAAACUUCCGUAGAACACACCACGACAAUUGGCAUGAUCACAAACAAAUGUUUACAGACGAUCAACUGGUCAUAUUAACUGAUAUUCUAGUGCCCCCUACUUACUACGCUUGACGACGGAUCACUCCUAGAAAUAUUACAAACCACGGUGAUAGGACCGAACUAGGAACAGCUCAGUCAUGGUAGAACAGACCACAGUUAUA